UGCAGACAAUACAAAAUCUCGUUCAGUUUAGCUGAUUCUCCAUUUCUUGGAUCAAUCGGGGCUUGACCUUGAUCUCAUCAUUUGUAUUUGUUUCUUAACCGUAUACUACAAGAGAACGUAUACUUCAAUGUAGGCCUAGGAUGUGUCACCAUCCUCAAAUCAAUAAGAUAAUAGAAAAUAUAGGAAGCAAGCAAGCAACCGCUAAUCUGGACAUUGAAACGAAGAGGACAUUGCCAUCCAUCCAGGGACAGAAACUGGCAGAGAAAUUACAGAAAAGAAAAACUAAGUCAAUGGAAAUGGAGAUUAUUGCUGAAAGUGACACUCAAAUGUUGUAUGAAGCAAGCAUGAGGGGAUGUGUAGCAACCUUGAACACAUUGAUACAGAAUGAUCCAUUAAUUCUCCAUAAAAUUUCACUCACUCCCUUCACUGAAACUCCCUUGCACAUCUCAGCUUUGCUUGGUCAUGUUGAGUUCACCAAAGCUAUUGUGAGCCAAAAGCCUCAACUUGUCACAGAGUUGGACUCUUUCGAACGCUCACCUCUUCACUUGGCUGCUGCUGAGGGCCACAGUGAAAUUGUCAAAGAGCUGUUAAUAGCAAAUAAGGAUGUGAGUAUGGUUGCUGACCAAGAGGGGAGAAUUCCUCUCCAUUUGGCUGCAAUGAGAGGGAGAGUUGAGGUGAUAAAAGAGCUUAUAACUGCAAAACCUGAGUCAAUUCUUGUGCAAAUCCAUGGAGAAACAGCUUUACAUUUAUGUGUUAAGCAUAAUCAUUUGGAUGCACUCAAAGUAUUGGUGUCAUCAGUUGAUGAUGUGGAGUUUCUCAAUUCCAAAAACCUUGAAGGGAACUCUAUCUUGCAAUUAUCUACUAUAUUGCGGCAAUAUGAGACCACUAGGUACUUGCUUUCAGUGCGAAAAAUAAGAGUGGAUCUGAACUCCUUGACCAAAAAUGGCCUUCCAGCCUUUGAUGGAAUCUGCAGAAAUGGCUCAAUUCAAAGGAAUUUACAGAACAAUCCCACCAAAGAAACAGCCACCAAAGAUAGAACCACCAAAGUUCAAACCACCCAAUCACUGCAAAAAUUAAAAUCAAUAUGGAGAAGGCUCUGCAAGCACAAGAGCGACCGCUACGAAAAAACAAGAGGCAACUUGAUGGUGGUGGCCAUUUUGAUGGCCACCAUGAGUUUCCAGAUUGCAACAAACCCACCAGGUGGCAACUGGCAAGCAGACACCACUAGUCUGAAAGGUGAAGGCUGCCCAGAGGGGGUAACUUGCCCAGCUGGAACUUCAAUUCAUGCAUACACUCAUAAAGAUGAGUACAACAUAUUAACAAUCGUGAGCACAAUCUCAUUUUCAGCAUCUCUCGGCAUAAUUUUGUGGCUCAUUAGUGGUGUUCCUCUCAGGAAUAGAGUUUCUGAGGGGAUUUUGCGGGUGGGAAUGUGGGUUACAGUGCUGUGUAUAGCCGGUGCAUAUUAUUUGUCAAUGAGCUUGGUGUUGCCACAUGAUGAAAUAUUUCUUGACAUUAGUAUGUAUUACGAACAGACUUGGGUUUACUUGCUUAUGGGUAUUCUUUUUAUUCAUGCAAUUAGAUUUUGCUGCUGGGUGUUGAAGAAGCUGUUCACCGGGGUGAUUUUUGUGGCUAAACGUUGCUGUUUUAAGAAGAAAAAACAGCUUGAUCAGCCUGUGGUGAGUGUUUAGAAAAAUCAGAUAUAAUCUUAUUAUCUAUUGAAGUGGACACAUUUGAUCAAUAAAUUAUGUAUGAACAAGAAAAUUUCAUGUAAUCUAUUGAUGGACUUGUUGUAUUCUAUCAGUUAAUGUUGCAUUAUGAAUUCUUAUUUUGGAUG
This is a messenger RNA of Mangifera indica (mango), 1834 nucleotides long. Its product is annotated as ankyrin repeat-containing protein BDA1-like. The transcript has 3 exons. The coding region runs from base 141 to 1688 and encodes 515 amino acids. NCBI's taxonomy places the organism in Eukaryota, Viridiplantae, Streptophyta, Magnoliopsida, Sapindales, Anacardiaceae. Gene Ontology annotation, molecular function: protein binding. The record is from RefSeq and is a predicted model, not a curated record.